AUGGGAACGGGCGGUGGCAGUGCGGCUGACGUGUGUCGCGUUGCAGAUGGGCGGGCGGGGAAGCACGCGAGCGGCGGCGGUAGGCGGGCGGCCCGAUGCGCCCGCGUCAUGUGGCGCGUGCUCUUGGCCCUGGCGGCCGUCAGCGCCGCCGCGCGCGCCUCCCACGACGUCGUGCGGUCCUUCUCCGAUCCACAAGCCGCCCCGACGUCACUGUUCAACCACCUGGUCGUCGACCGGAACACCGGCCGCGUGUACGUCGGCGCCGUCAACAGGAUCUACCAGCUGUCUCCGGAUCUAGAGGUCGCGCAGUCGAUCGUCACCGGGCCCGUCAACGACUCUGCACUAUGCACCUUCGACUGCCCGCCGAACUUCGUCAAGAAGCCUGCGGACAAUGUGAACAAGGCGCUUGUUAUAGAUUACGCCACCAGUCGUCUGAUAACGUGCGGCUCGGUGCUGCAGGGAUUAUGCUCGGUGCGGAAUUUGAAUAACAUUUCUCACGAUGUGCGUGAGGUCCGCGAACCAGUGGUCGCGAAUAACGCUAGCGCUUCAACAGUGGCUUUCAUCGCUCCCGGACCACCCAAUCCACCAAUGACACAGGUGAUGUACGUGGGUGUAACUUUUACGGGCAAUUCUCCCUACCGUUCUGAAGUGCCCACCGUGAGCAGUCGCUCUUUAGAGGAUGAUCGACUCUUCAUGAUAGCCAGAACGGCAGUCACAACAGGCACUAGAAUGUUCGUCAAUUCUUUGUCUAGAGAACGAUACCCUAUAAACUAUGUAUACGGCUUCAGCUCCGAAGGCUUUAGUUAUUUUUUGACGACUCAACUGCGUGGAGUCGGCUCCGAUACCUAUUACAGUAAAUUGGUUCGUGUAUGUCAUGACGACGAAAACUAUUACUCCUACACCGAGAUACCGAUGUCGUGUACAGGAGAGGGUGGAGGCAACUUCGGCUACAAUCUUGUCCAGGCGGCCUUUGUAGGAAAAGCAGGCUCCGUGCUUGCUUCUGAACUCGGAAUAACAGCACAACACGAUGUUCUAUUCGCUGCUUUUAGUCAAAGCGAAUCAAUAAACACGAAUACGCCAUCCGAUCUAUCAGCACUUUGUGUUUACUCCCUCAAAGCUAUCAGGCGGAAAUUCAUGCAAAAUAUUAAGACCUGCUUCAGUGGAAAUGGCUCGCGUGGCCUGGACUUUAUUUCACCAUCUCACGCUUGUAUCGGUACGAAAUUACAAUCAAUAAGCGAAGAUUUCUGCGGGUUGGAUGUUAAUACGCCUUUAGGAGGCGAGCAGCCGGUAGAAGCAGUACCUGUGGCAAUAUUUAAAAAGAGACUGACAGCGGUAGCGGCGACGGCGACCGGAGACUAUACUGUAGUCUUCGCAGGCACAGCAGAGGGACAUCUCAAGAAGAUAGUCGUCGAAAGUGCCACUUCAGCGUUCGAGUAUGGAGACAUCGUAGUCGACGAGCGCUCCCCAGUUAACAAAGACUUAUUCUUCGAUACUCAAUUAAUGCAUUUAUACGUAAUGACUGAGCGUAAAGUGUCCAAAGUGAAAGUUCAAGAGUGUAGCGUGUACAAAUCUUGUUUAACAUGCCUAGGCGCCAAGACCCUUACUGUGGUUGGUGUUCCUUAG
Parnassius apollo (apollo) is the source of this 1623-nucleotide messenger RNA. Lineage: Eukaryota; Metazoa; Arthropoda; Insecta; Lepidoptera; Papilionidae. The record is from the annotation of a GenBank genome assembly.